UUAAUAUGCCCGGUAAUCUAGCGUUAAUUUAAUAGAUAAAUUUGCAUUGUUUCUAAUGGAUGAAUCGUGAUUUUGAUUUUAUUUCGCGAACGAAUCUAUAGAUAAAGCGCCCGACAAAGGUGGAGUGUUUUCUAUUCCUUAUCGAUAAGAAAACCGUUUCUGCCUCCGAGCGAACCUUGAGUAUUGGCCCGCUCGUUUCGAAACUGCAAUUAUUUUUUUGUCGUUACCGUACUUAAUAAUGAAAAACCGAAAAUAUUUCUUAAAAAGGUACAAAACAGUUUCAGGCCGGUUACCAAAGUUUUAGUGUAAUAAGUAAGUCGAUAAAAUUAAUUCAAACAGAAAGAGAAAGUUCACUUUAUAAUUUAGGAUCCUUGAAAAGGAAUUGUCAGGCCUAGUCCCGCACAAACCAGUUUACAUAUCUUUUAAUUAUUUUACAUCGUAUAAUUCCAUUUGCACAUUGUGCUUUAUUGUUUCCACACGAAUUAAUGUUACCGGUAUAAAACACGCAAUUAUGGUUGUUCGGAAUCGUUUGCACCUGUUUUUCGUUGUUAGUUUCGUCUCGAUUUGGAUACAGACGGCCAAAAUGGAGAAACUCACCGUGUUAAUCACCAACCCCACCGUACCGAUCGUUGCUAUUAAAGAAAUGGAAGAGAAGGGGUACAACAUCAAAAUCGUCAACAAAGAAGACAGAGCGGAAAUCCUGCAGAAGCUACCCGGAACCCACGGCCUCUGGUGGGCCUCCCAACUGAAACUCGACAAAGAAAUUUUAGACGCCGCCGGGCCCCAGUUGAAAAUGAUCGGAGUCAUGUCGGCGGGCUACAAUCACGUCUCCCUCGACGAACUGAAGAAACGGGGCAUCAAAGCCUCGAACACCCCCAACGUGCUGAACGACGCCGUCGCCGACGUCGCGGUGCUACUGUCACUGGCAGCCGGCAGGCGAAUGACCGAGGCAAGAUGGGCCAUAGAGAAUAACCAAUGGGUGAACAACGAAUGGAAGUGGAUGGUGGGCCAAGACGUCAGGAACAGCACGAUCGGCAUCAUCGGCUUGGGAGGCAUCGGCUUCACGACGGCCAGGAGAUUCAAGGGAUUCGACGUGAAGGACAUCCUGUACACCGGCCACAAGGAGAAGAAAGAAGCCGCCGAAUUGGGCUACAAGUUCGUGGAUUUGGACGCCCUGCUGGCCGCCAGCGACUUCGUCAUCGUCGCCGUCCCGCUGACCGCCGAGACGCAGGGAUUCUGCGACGCCGCGUUCUUCAAGAAAAUGAAGAAGAACGCCGUGUUCGUCAACAUCAGCAGGGGCCCGGUGGUCGACCAGCCGGCCCUUAUUAACGCCCUGAAAACCGGGGAGAUAUUCGCCGCCGGAUUGGACGUCAUGACGCCCGAGCCCCUGCCGCCCGAUCACGAGCUACUCAAGAUGCCCAACGUCGUUGUGUUACCCCACAUCGCGAGCGCUACUAAUCAUACCAGAGACGGAAUGGCCAUUUUGACCAUGCAGAACCUCCAUAGAGGACUCACUGGCCAGCCUUUAUUGACGCCUAUAUUCGUGUUUGAACAACAGACGGCUGUCGGCCGGUGUGCUAAUGAAAUUGCCUCGUGUUUUAUUUAUCGCGCUUUUCGAAAGCUCGCGGUAAUGGAGAAACAACGGGCGCGUGCGAGGAGAUGCGAGUGCGGGAGGAUGCGAAAAAACGUGUCGAUGCAUUUUAAGGAAUAUUGCAGGUCGAGCUCGAUGCACGGCUUUAAGUAUUUCGGCGAAGACAGGACUCUGGUGGAGAAAAUAUGGUGGGUGGUUUGUAUAACGUCUUGCAUAUUAUUUUGCGGCACGAUGCUGUAUAAAAUAUUCUUGAAAUACUCCUACUUCCCCGUCAUUGUGACGUUUUCCAUGAAGGAAUCCCGGUUGCAGAGAUUACCGUUUCCCGCCGUAACGAUAUGCCCUCGAGCGAGGGUUUCUCAGAAAUAUUUCAAUUUCACCGAAUAUUUCUACAAAGAAUUAAAUUCCGUUCCGACUACCGCGUAUGAGAACAAAAUCAGGGACAUGUCGGCGACGAUUUGCGAUUUCUAUCCGUCCAAUUCGACAGAAAAAAUCGACGAGAACGAAUUUAAAGAGUUCCUUAAUGAGAGUCAAACGGAUAUUUUCUACUACUGUCAAUAUUUAAACGUGGAAUAUUUGCCUUGCAAGGAAUUGUUUACGCCGAUCCUCACUGAAGACGGAAUUUGCUAUUCAUUCAACAUAUUAGACAAAGGAGAUAUUUACAGAGAAAAUGUAGACUUACUUUUCGAGGAUUUUCACAAAGCGCCUCCCUCGAUUUGGAACGUGGAGACAGGAUUCCUGAGCAAAAAUGUCAGUACUUACCCCAGAAGGGCGUUAAGAAUAGGAAUAAGGAACCAACUCAUGGUAAUUCUAAAAACCAAAUUCAAGGAUGUGGAAUUUCAAUGCGCCGGGGACGAUUCUGGAUACAGGGUCUCAGUGCAUCUUCCUUCGGACGUACCGGAGGUACCGGAGAACCACUUCUACGCCCCGUUGGGCCAGCGAGUGGUGAGCGCCAUCGUACCGCACACCAUCAGAACCUCCGAAGGCGUGAAGAACUUCUCGCCGGCCAAGCGCGAUUGCUACUUCGAAUCCGAAAAGCGGCUGAAGUUCUUCAAAUUGUACUCGCACGCCAAUUGCAUGAUCGAGUGCAAGGCGAACUACACGUUGAACGAGUGCGGCUGCGUCGCUUUCCACAUGCCCAGGGAAGCCGGUACGCCUGUGUGUUUUUUGGAUAAGUUGGAUUGCAUCGAAGUAGCUUUAGAUAUCUUUUCGAUAUUCAACGAGGACAAAACUUCGAGCAACGAUGAGGAAACUUACGCAUCGCAGAGUUGCGAUUGCAAACCCACCUGCACGGAUGUGAGCUACAGCGUGGAUCUCUCAACCAACAACAUAAUUUUCGAAAUUUUGAACAAAACACUGAGAGACGACAUCGAUUUCGACAACAACGCUUUUACGACGUUGAGCUUUUAUUUCAAGAACGACCACGUGGAAACGAAGGAGAGAAACGAAAUAUACGGUUUCUCCGACGUAAUUUCGAACUUCGGCGGUCUACUGGGAUUAUUUACGGGAUUUUCGAUUCUAUCAUUUUUGGAGAUCCUUUAUUUUCUGUCUUUGAGGAUUUGGGGGAAUAUAAGGAUAUAUGGUACGUGGAUUAAACCUAACAAUCUCGAGGAAAGAUCUGCAGAGGAAACUUCGAAAUGAAAAAUAGCCGAAGAAUUUUACAAAUAAAUUCAUAUUCACGUAUAUCAGCUGUUUUGUUAAUUUUUUUACAAUAGUGC
This is a messenger RNA of Phyllotreta striolata, 3306 nucleotides long. The record is from the annotation of a GenBank genome assembly. Lineage: Eukaryota; Metazoa; Arthropoda; Insecta; Coleoptera; Chrysomelidae.